Molecule: messenger RNA, 619 nt
Organism: Beta vulgaris subsp. vulgaris (sugar beet)
Lineage: Eukaryota; Viridiplantae; Streptophyta; Magnoliopsida; Caryophyllales; Amaranthaceae
Product: heavy metal-associated isoprenylated plant protein 45
Exons: 3
Coding region: 67-474 (135 amino acids)
Molecular function (GO): metal ion binding
Source: RefSeq, a predicted model, not a curated record
AUAUAACUUCUCCGCUUACAAUCAUACUAGAAAUUUUAGCAUUUAAGACAACGCAAAAUUAUAAUAAUGAGUUCAAUUGUGGAGUUGCGAGUUGGUAUUGACUGCUUAGGAUGCGAGAACAAAGUGAGGAAAGCUCUCCUCAAACUAGAUGGAGUCAACAGUGUUGAGGUGGACCUACAUAUGCAAAAAGUAACAGUGACAGGAUGGGCUGGACAAAAGAAAAUAUUAAAAGCCAUCAUGAAAACAGGGCUAAGAGUUGAGCCAUGGACCAUAUGUUAUAAUCCUCAAUUUCAUGAUUUCAAUCAUUUUUAUGAACAACAUAAGACAUUCGAAUGCUCGGCUAACCCUUCUUCACAUCGCAGAAGGGGUAAAAUCGUCCAUGAACAUACUUAUGAUCCUUAUCCCUUGGCCAAUGAUGAUGAUGGAUUCAUGAUGUUUAAUGAUGAUAAUACUAGUGGAUGUUCUAUUAUGUAGUGUGUGUAAGUAUAAGGCUUCGUUUAGUAGGGCGUAAAACGUUUCGUGGAAAACUGUUUUUCUCUAUUUUCAGUUUUACAUUGUUUUGUUGGUAAAUUAGCGUAAAGUCAUUUUCCCUUGGAGUAAAAUUACUCUCCCAAUAAUA